Lytechinus variegatus (green sea urchin) is the source of this 4514-nucleotide messenger RNA. RefSeq lists its product as uncharacterized. The coding region runs from base 396 to 2729 and encodes 777 amino acids. The transcript has a single exon. The record is from RefSeq and is a predicted model, not a curated record. Lineage: Eukaryota; Metazoa; Echinodermata; Echinoidea; Temnopleuroida; Toxopneustidae.
UCUCCACAGACCGCUGACUCCUUGUGUGUAGAACUACGCUCUAUACAAGCCGUGUACAAUAAAUAUUUCGGGAGUGGCAUGCAUGUAUACGUUUGACGUACAAUACUGGGCCUACACUUUCAAACCAAGGAUCUUCAAGGAGAUAUCCAUAUGUUUUGGUCAAUCAACACUUAAUAGUAAAACGUUAUUACUUGGGAAUUUCUGGUGGUGCAUGUGAGAAUAUGUCAGCUUAUGGAUGUUCUAGUGCAAGUAUUCCAGGCCCGCUGUGUUUGGUAUGUAAGGGCACGAUCUGAAUGUGAUUGUGUAAAUGACUCGUGACAUUCUAAACGGUCCCGUGUGAGGUAAAUAUUUGAGCCAUUCUUCAUAAAUUAUGCAUGUGAUUGUGAACUAGCAAAAUGGGGAAAUCAUUUCAACAUUUGAACUAUAAUCUGAUUGUGAUGAUAUGUCUGUUGGUGACAAGGGCGUCUGGGGAUACCACUACAGACUCUGAGGCAAUCAUGGGGAGUGACGGUGCGACGACUGCCUUGCCCCAUAACACUUCGUUGGAGGUUACACAAGGUCAAUCGUCGUCUGCUACGGAUUGUACAUUAACCCUCCAAGCAGACAAGAAAGAGGAUUUUGAUGAUAAAAUACGUGAAGUAUUCCAGGAUAAUGCUGUUUUCAUCUAUUUUAAACUGAAAUUUUCGGACCUCCAGAAUGUUUAUGAUAACAGAUCUAACGUGAUUGAUCCAACUACCUGGGUAUGGGCCCUGGAGGGAAAGGGGGAGUUGCUCCUCUCGUAUCCCUUUGACUUUGAACAGCUCUCGCUUGGUACUCUCAGUUUGGGCGUGGUCAAUAUUGAGGUACCUGUAAAUACCCCUGCUGAUGAUUGCUUCCAGGAGGCCACAGAUAAUGAUAAAGAACGUAUUUUUGCUAGCUUCAUAAGUAGUCUCGUUCAAUCUACAAACGACACCUUGAACAUCACCAACAAAGAAUUCUAUGCAGACAAAGGAGCAAUGGUCUGUCUGGAAAAGCAAAGGUCUGAUGAUUUUGACCUUGUUGGGGUAUAUGGCUUUCCUCUCUGUACUUAUUACAUCAUUCAAGGGAGCACACUUUAUGAGUGUUGGGCAGGAGAUGGGAAUCCCUUCGAGAUUGAAUCAACACUUGUUCGUAAACAUGAUUGGCUCGGUGUCAUCCUUGCCCUUGGAUUGAUAAUGGCACUCUUCUCGCCAUUAGCAGGGAGUUUCUUCAUCAGAGGACAAGAGCUUAUCGAGAGAGAUGGAAAGGACUACAUCGCGCUCAAUUCUGACCUUCCUCUUGGACUCAAAUACCUACUAUGCUUUAGCUGUCAAAAGUAUACCGUGGUUGUGGCUGCCCGGUGGUUUAUUUAUGUUGUCGCUUUCAUGAUUAUUCCAUUCAUUCCUUUCAUUGUAUCAUACACCGUGAGCGGCGACGCCUUCGUUUACCGCCUCGAGGUCGCAUAUGAACUCCUGCUUAGCAAAGGUCUUGUCAUCUUCUGGUUCAUCUUCGUGAAUGUAAUGUUCUUAGCCAUAGCCAUGCUCUUCCUUGGUCUCUACUUAUACGACGAUUUGUUUAGUCUUGAAGUAAAGGAUGAAGAUCGAGUUGACUUUGGGCUUGUUAUACCCCUGACAGAGAAUCUCUAUGUCCCAAAGAAACCAAGUUCACCAAAGACAGCAUUUAGCACGUUCAUGUAUACCAUGAAGUAUCGAACCUUUAUGGCCAUUAACCCUGCACUUUGGAGUUAUUGGUUCUCACCAAUAUGGAACUUUACUUAUGGUCUACUAGGAGGAGUCAAUCAAGAGGAAAAUAGAAAUAAAUGUCGCCUUCUUGUCACCUUUCUUAUCUUCAUCAUCAUCUUCCCAUUUGCCCUAAUCUUAUUCUGUUUGGUCCUCCUAUUUAACUCUGUGCCUCUAUUCUACUUGGUGACAUGGGCUGUUGCCAAGUGUAUCAGUAAAAAGCCCAACGCCGUUGAAAUCUUCGCCGCCUUCUCUGCCAUGUUCCUUUCCUUCGCGGUCAUUUUCAUUUUCGUAGCUGCUUUCGUCUAUGUCGCUGAGCUAAUCGGAUACACUUUCAUCGGAUUUGUUUUGAAUUCGGAUUUUGCCGGCCCGGUAGUUGUCGUCAUAAUCACGGUUUUCGGGUACUUAGUCACGGCAGUUACCAAUUUCUAUGACAAAUAUUGUGUUCUUCUAAAGAGAGUUAUUGAGAAAGCUGAGGAGGUAGACAAGCAAAAUUCGAAGAAGCCGUCGGAAAUGCAAGCUCGACCUGUCAGCGAAACUGAAGGUGAAAUGAGCGAUAUAGAAGCAACCGACCAUGAAUCUUUUGAACUUCACCCCAAUGUUGGAGAGGAUGAAGCCGUUGCAACAAACCUUAAGCUCAUCAAAUACGAGAACGGCGUUCCCAUCAUUCCAUUUCAUCUCUUCAAACUUGUUAUUCAAAAGUAUCAGCCAGUGUACCUCGAGGUCGCUGGCAUUGUAUUCCAACUGUUACUCAUCGCCAUCGUCGUCGCUUUCGGACUGACAACGAUCAUUUUCAUUGACGGAGUCAGUGACCUGCCAGCGACUGUAGAGUUCUUCGCAACAGUGGUUGUGGCGGGCGUUGUGCCUGUAUUGAUGUUGAUAUUGAAGUCUCCAGGAAAAUUAGAGAAUGAUGAUGAAGUGAAAGCUCGCCAUCUUGAGACGGACCUUGAAUAUUACUCCCAGAAGGAGACCUUUGAAAAAAUGUUUUUAUAAACCACUGCAAAUAUUGAGUUAUUACGUUAGUGGAGUGGUGUAGGUUGGAUAAUGGAAUUUAAAAAAAAACGAACAUGCCAUGGUCUGUUCGACAAUCGACAGAACGGUUUGAUUGGUAUUAGAAUAUAUUUUCGUCCCACAUUGUUGGGCUCUGUACACAAUAAUUUGAAGAAAAAAAUGAAUUCCAUUAUCCCCACAACGCAAUCACGUUGUCAAAAAGCAACAUCCACACCGACGUUUCUUUUACUAUAUGUAUGAAAGGUUUUUCGAAUGUGUUUAUUUUAAUUGAAAGUUUAUUUCCUGUUUAUAACAUGUAUCAUUUCUUAUGUAUUUGAUAUUCUUUAACGACUGAAAUUUUAUUUUAAAUGAUCAUUUCGUCUGAUUUCAUUAUCAUGUUUUUGUGCACGUUUGCUGAAAAGUGGAGGCUGCCCCCCCCCCCUCCUGUACACUUUGCUUGUUAUGCGCAUCUGUCGUUUUAUCGUACCGUUUCUCUUUUUUUUUUUACUAUAUAUGUAGAUUCAUUAUUAACUUUAGCCAGCACACCUGUGCGCUUUGAAAUACCCAUAUAAAGUGCCCUAUAAAUGUUAGCUUUAUUAUUUAUUAAUGUGUAUGUUUUUGUGUGUAAUGCAGUACUACAUGUAUAUCAUUUCCAUAAUAUUGCAUUCCACUGUCUUGUAAUACUCUUCCAAGUAAAUCACAUUAAAAAAGUGAUGAAAAAAUACUGAAUAAUUAUUGCAGUAUGAAACACGACUCUGUAUGCAAAGGGGGAUAAGAGUACAUAAGGUAGAGAUUCGAAGAUUAAGACCCUGUUAAAUACUUGUUUUGUUGGGCUAGGCUUACUUUGAAACCAGAUAUCAUACAGUACUUGUUGCUAUGUUGGGUAAGGCUUACUUGGAAACCUGAUAUCAAACAGUACUUGUUGCUAUGUUGGGGUAAGGCUUACUUGGAACCCAGAUAUCAUACAGUACUUGUUGCUAUGUUGGGUAAGGCUUACUUGGAAACCGGAUAUCAUACAGUACUUGUUGCUAUGUUGGGUAAGGCUUACUUGGAAACCAGAUAUCAUACAGUACUUGUUGCUAUGUUGGGUAAGGCUUACUUGGAACCAGAUUUUGUACAGUAUGUACUUGUUGUUUUGUUGGGCUAGGCUUACUUGGAAACCAGAUUUCGUACAGUACUUGAUGCUAUGUUGGGUAAGGCUUACUAGGAAACCAGAUUUCGUACAGUACUUGAUGCUAUGUUGGGUAAGGCUAACUUGGAAACCAGAUUUCGGACAGUACUUGUUACUAUGUUGGGUUAGGCUUACUAGGAAACCAGAUUUCGUACAGUACUUGUUGCUAUGUUGGGUAAGGCUUACUUGGAAACCAGAUUUGUAGAGUACUUGUUGCUAUGUUGGGUUAGGCUUACUUGGAAACCAGAUUUGUAGAGUACUUGUUGCUAUGUUGGGUUAGGCUUACUUGGAAACCAGAUUUGUAGAGUACUUGAUGCUAUGUUGGGUUAGGCUUACUUGGAAACCAGAUUUCGUACAGUACUUGUUACUAUGUUGGUCUAGGCUUACUUGGAAACCAUAUUUGUAAAGUACUUGAUGCUAUGUUGGGUUAGGCUUACUUGGAAACCAGAUUUCGUACAUUACUUGAUGCUUUGUUGGGUUAGGCUUGCUUGGAAACCAGAUUUCGACUUAUGGACAUGAUUGAGGGUCAAGUUAAUAACUUAUUUGAUAUUAAAUAACAUUGGAUAAUUUGGAUUCAAACCCUCUUGUUUCGGAGGCCCUAUGUACAUCGAUUAAAA